Messenger RNA from Pelobates cultripes (western spadefoot toad), 996 nucleotides. The record is from the annotation of a GenBank genome assembly. NCBI's taxonomy places the organism in Eukaryota, Metazoa, Chordata, Amphibia, Anura, Pelobatidae.
AUGCAGAAACAAAGAAGUACCGAGCAAAAUGUUCCUGCAGCAAAAAAGAUCGAUAAAACUACAGCGGGGGUGAGUAAAGGCAUGCCAGCCCACUCACGUUCCCUGUCCCACUCAGUAGCCCCGUGGCUUAUUUCGCCAGGAAAAUCUUCAUUGGUGGCAGGGGAGAAACAGCCACCCUCCUCCCAUACCCUGUCUCAUGCCCGUUCAUAUGCUAGUGCGGCCGGGACCCGCUCGCAGAGAUCUGAGAGCGGCGGGGUCGCGGCCGCACACACAGCGACUUCUGGGGGGUCUGAAAACCGCUCCGAGCAUUUGAUCAGCUCGGAGCGUGUGUAUUCAGCUCCCGCGAGCGGAGCAAAUGUGGAUAAUAGCCGCUCUGGGCUCACAUGCAAUGCAGUCCGGUCCCUAGCGUAUAAAGGAGACCGGGCUGAGGAUGAAGGGGUGGGCGGUAGGAGGUCCCGAUCCCCGUCGUGGUCCUCUGCCUCACGGCAGUCAGACUUGACGGGAGGGACCUCUCCCACUCGUUCUCCUCACACAGUUAGUGUUAAAGGGGCAGCAGAGAGCCUCAAUGUGCAUGAAAUGGAGGAAGACUGUUAUAAUGUGCCCCAAACUUUUCAUCAUAUGGUCAGCAACACCGACACCACUAAAAUGGAUGACAGCAUGACUCCAGCUCUAGCCAUACUUAAGAUGGCCACCAAUACAGCACAUACCACCAAUGUUACAACUAGGAUGGCCACUACUCCUUCCAAGACAACUUCUACUGGUUUCAAGACUAUGACCUAUAACCCUCACAUGCCAUUGGAAAUGGCCGUGGAUUUACCACUGUCGGCUGGUUUAAUUAUCCUACGUGUGGACUUAAAAAAUGAUCUCAAAAAAAAUUUUGAUAACAUGUAUGGGAUUCUGGAGAACAUUGGUCAACGCACGGAGGCCGUUGAACACAGAUUAUCUACACAAGAAUCCGCUCAUUUAGAACUGGAAAAAACUGUUAAGGAGCUUUAA